AUGGCUGCUGGUCUCAAGACCAUCAUAGCGCUCUCCUUCGUCCUCGCCGUAGGCUUCCUCCUCGUCAUCCUCUCAUGCGCCCUGUGGCAUGCAUACUACCCGCUUCUCGUCGUCGCCACCUACGUUGUCGCACCUCUCCCGAACUGGAUAUGUUCGCGGUGCGCAAAUCCUGAUGACUUCGGCGCAGAGGGCGGCGGCAAUGCGAUUUUGGACUUUGGGAAGUUCGUUACGGGUGGGCUGGUUGUUAUGGGUAUUGCACUUCCCGCAGUUCUCGCACACUCCGCAAUUAUCACCAUUCCAGCCAUGAUAAUGUCCAUCAUCGGCGGCCUCCUCAUCUACGGAACCAUCGUUACCUUCGGAAUGUUCUUCCAAGAGGAGCAGGAGUUCUAA
This is a messenger RNA of Pseudogymnoascus verrucosus, 390 nucleotides long. It is a transcript of the gene VPS55, whose product is annotated as vacuolar sorting protein. Gene Ontology annotation, biological process: late endosome to vacuole transport via multivesicular body sorting pathway. Lineage: Eukaryota; Fungi; Ascomycota; Leotiomycetes; Thelebolales; Thelebolaceae. Gene Ontology annotation, cellular component: Vps55/Vps68 complex; endosome. The record is from RefSeq and is a predicted model, not a curated record. Bases 1 to 390 code for a protein of 129 amino acids. The transcript has 3 exons.